Messenger RNA from Nycticebus coucang (slow loris), 472 nucleotides. Its product is annotated as cytochrome c oxidase subunit 7B, mitochondrial. Gene Ontology annotation, biological process: mitochondrial electron transport, cytochrome c to oxygen. The transcript is spliced from 3 exons. NCBI's taxonomy places the organism in Eukaryota, Metazoa, Chordata, Mammalia, Primates, Lorisidae. The coding region runs from base 109 to 351 and encodes 80 amino acids. The record is from RefSeq and is a predicted model, not a curated record.
CUCUGCAGAAAGCCAUUUUGUUCUUCGGUGGUUUUUGCGAGGGGAUCUGAAGUCAAUUUGCACCGAACUAUCACCUGGAAUUGCUGCAGUUCCAUUUUCAAUUUCACGAUGUUUUUCUUGGCCAAGAACGCACUAACUCGUCUCCAAGUUCGAUACAUUCAGCAAACAAUGGCAAGGGCGAGCCACCAGAAACGAACACCUGAUUUUCAUGAUAAAUAUGGUAAUGCUGUAUUAGCUAGUGGAGCCACUUUCUGUAUUGCUGUAUGGACAUAUGCAGUGACACAAAUUGGAAUAGAAUGGAACCUGUCCCCUGUUGGCAGAGUCACCCCAAAGGAAUGGAGAGAUCAGUAAUCAUCCCAGCUGGUGGAAUACUGAAUUGUGUCAGAACCAACUCAUAAUUGAUGCCAAGUAAAAGCACUGUGUACCCAUUAAAAUAUGGCAUUAUUGAAAUAAAGUACAUUUGAAACCUUCA